Messenger RNA from Porites evermanni, 9710 nucleotides. NCBI's taxonomy places the organism in Eukaryota, Metazoa, Cnidaria, Anthozoa, Scleractinia, Poritidae. The record is from the annotation of a GenBank genome assembly.
AUGUGCUUCAGCAACGGGAAACAAGCUCCAGAUGACGCAAAGCAGCACAAGAAGUCUAUUGGCCCGGAGGUUAAACUAAAGGUAAGGCUCCGCUGAGAUGGUAGAAAUGUGGUAGAAACUAAAAUUCUUUUAUUAAUUUAAGAAUUUAAAUUUGCCAACAGCUUGGUUGACAGCCCUGCAUGAAGUCUUAACAGGGGCGGAUCCAGGAUUUUUUUAGGAGGGGUGCACUCGUCUUUUGCUCUACUUCAAGACCAAUAAACCACAGUUUUUUUUUUAUUUUGUGCAGAAUACCAGUUGUAUUAGAAAACCACAGGUCAUCUCAGGGGGGAGGGGGGGGGUGCACACCCCCUGCACCCUCCUCCUAGAUCCACCCCUGCUUAAUGAAGGGCUGUCAACCAACCAUGCAAGAUAUUUGAAAUAAUUCAUUUUCGCAAGUUUGAGCCUACAGGAAAUGGUAAACUUUGGCAAUUAGCCUUAAGAUUUCAUACUCUAAUCUGGAUCUCUGGAGACCGGCAGAUACAGUCCAAAAUCUGGAGUCCCUUGGUUUAAGUGGGAGAAUUGAUAGCCUUGUACAUGCAUAUUUCCUGGCUCAAACUCCAUUAAGGGGACCUUUCUUGAUAAAUUCCACCAAUGUGACAAGGCUACAUAUCCCUGGUUUGCAACCACAUGACAAAGCAGCAUGUUGGGGGUCAAAACAGUAGAAUUUUUUCUCAAAGAAUUUACAUGACUGUUGUGAUGUCAGCGGCAAACCACGAAUAUGAAUACCUUAUUAUAGGUAAUUAAUGCUCCAUGAAAUUUAUUGUGAAUCGUUAAAAUUUGUGUUAAUUUAAGUCGCAUUAAUUUUGUUGAGCGUUAAUAUCCCCAACGUUAAUUAAGUGCAGCAUUAAUUUCUGCGCUCUUAAUUUCCAGUAUUUUAACCCCAAUUUUGGAACCUGUCCAGACAUUCUUGACACCUAAAAAACAUUAACUGCAAGCUUUCUUUCUUUCCAUUUACCCUUUUUUAACCAUCUUUCACAAAAGCUAGGGCGAAGGUUUACAAUAUUUCAAGUUCAUUUUCAUCGUUGUCACUGUCAGAAGUGAUGGCAAUAUCUUCUCCUUUGAUUUCGGCCACCAACUAUGUCUUAAUCGUGUUAAUUUCCUUUAUUAUGAAAUUCUACCUCCUCUUUCACAUUAGUUUUCUUUAUUCGAAAGUCGUUUUCCAUUAAAUUCGUGUUAAUUUAAGUCGUGUUAAUUUCCAAUACCUUAAUUUCAUGGAACGUUAAUUUCCUUUAAUAAGGUACCAUAAAUUCUGUAAAUACUUCCUACCCAGUUAAUUCCGAAACUGCCCAUCGCAAUUCAUACAUCUCCCAUAAUACACCUUGUUUGCCUUCCAAAACUUUGCAUAACCUUUGUUUUUAAUUUCUACUGGGUAUUGCAGUGGCCGGCUCUCUUUAUUUUCUGUUACGAAUGCGUUUUAGUAUCCCCCAUUUGUUCCACAUAAUACCCUCUAUACGUUUGUCGCUUAAGGACGGAGACACGUUUGGGUCUCGUAGAGUGGAAAAAAUUAAAAAUUUUAGUCAAAUUUCCGGGUUAUGUUGGCAGUUUAGAUGGUCAAAUGCCCCACAAAUUAGCACUUCAAAAAGCCUCACACACCAGCCAAUAUUCAAAACAUUUUCUCGUGCAUCAAGCCAUUUAUUUAAAGAGAUGCUAACCUUUGGAGAUCUAAAAUCUGGAGACUCUCUCCUUUGUACUACGCUUCUCCCCAGAAUGUCAGCCCCAAAAUUAUGAUAUGGGAAUGGAUAAGGACAUCAUAGAAAGUCUUACAUGAAGAGCAUAGCAUCAAAAUAGGAGUACAUGAACAAAGUCCUAGUUGUACUAAGUACAUAUGAAAUUUACCAAGAUUUUGAAAGAUUGGAUUAGUAUCUGCAUCCAAAGGAGUUUUUAGUUCUGAUCACUCGUUUCUGUAAAAUCUCAAGACGAGUAAGGUGUGUUCUGUAAGCAGAGGCCCAAAGUAAGUUGCAUUAAAAAAAAUAUGAAUAAACUAGAGAAAAAUAUAAUGUUCGUAAAAGUUUGGUAGAUAAAUAUAGAAACUGGAUUUAUGAAUAUUUCCUAUGCAUUUAGAAACUAUAUUGGCGACAUGUGAGAUUUCAGAUUUCCAAUUUAAUUUUUCAUCGUUGAUGUACAGCAGAACAAACAAAGGCCCAUGUAAGCUACAUGUAAGCUACGUAUACAACAAGAGCUUUACAAGUGAAUUUUUUUUCAUGCAAAUCUUAUUCAAUCUUGCCCCAACGUUUGCAGUCCUUCAUGAAAAAAUCUUUGUUCCUGACUUUUUUAUAGGGACAGGUUUAAGGUUUAGUGCAUGCUCAUUAAUUAAAUUACUUUCUUCCAAUUUAUUGUUAAUUCUAUCAGUUAAUAAUCCCACUCACAUGUAUGUCAGCCUUCUCAGAGUGUAUUUCAAAGUAAAAGUGUAUUUCAGAGUAACCUGAACAUUGAAUUUAUUGUUGACCCGAAGGUUUUAUUCCAUGGUUGAUGAAUUUACAGCUAUUUGCACAUAAGUUGAUCAAGUGACUGCCAGGGGAGUGUGCAGAUUGGUUUUUGACAACAUUAUGAGGUUUUCGCUGCUGUUGCCAUCAGUAAUGCUAAAGCUCCCUCUUAUGGCUGAACGGGAGUGUGCUCCCUUCAUCAGAUCAUCAAGAUGCUAUAUUCAAAUGUGGCUGCUAAUAAAUUAUAUAUUGGAAUUUCCCCUACCAGGAACACACAUCCUUAGUGAUAAGUGUUUCUCUACCCAGGAAACAGAUACCACUGGUGAUGUGUUCCCCUACCUGGGAAACAAAUAUUACUAGUAAUAUUAAAUAAUUUUGUUCCCCUAUCUAGGAAACGCAUACCACUCUCGAUACUGACAUCGAUACUACGUUGAGAUCUGAAAAAGCAAAUUUCUAGAAGGCCUCUUUGUAUUAAAAAAGUGAUAUAUUUGAGAAAGUAAAGGCAUAUCAGUUUUGUUCAGCUGGUUAGUUAUGGUAUUGAAUUCCUAUCUCUUUUUAAUGCCUGCUCAUCUUAUAUUUUACGCCCCCCAAAUUAAAUAAAUGCACCAGGUGCUUCUCAGAUCAUUAAUAAUAAUCAGGCCAAGAUGCUUAUUCAAAUGUGGCUACUAAUAAUUAUUUAUGCAAGUAUGGUUUACUAGAAUUAAUUGGUGUGUUCUCGAAAUUGUUAUUAUUUUAGUAAAUUAAUUAUCAGUGAAUUAAUGAGCUGACUCACAUUUUCAACUUUUCUUUCCAGAUCAGAUGCCCCAGAUUGGAUCAAGACUUUAGCAGCCUGGAUUUAGUUAGUCUUGGAGAUUAUCUUCAGUACUGUAAGUGCAGUGCAUUUUACUUUUUCAAAGUCUCUGAUUUUUGUUACAGUUAUAUUGAACAUCUUUGAAGGACAACCCUUCCUGAUAUACAAGCUUGAGAUGUACCGUGAGAAAGGAAGAGGACACUUAUUUUCCAGUAAUUAGGGAGCUUUAGCAAUGAAGACGACCACGGCAUUAAGAAGGUCAAAAAAGGAAUAGGUUUUGAUGAGUACACUGUUUUGAUAAGUCACCUCAUGACUACGACAUGAAAAUGCCUAAUUUCAUGUGUUAUGAAGGAAGUAAAUAAGCAACAACAAAUUUUUCUUUCUGAGUACUGUCCCAAGAAAUCAACUCCAGGGAAAUUCACCUACAUUAAUUUGACCUUCUCAUCGAAAAUGAAUAAAUGCACCAAAGUUUGAAAAAAAUGCAAAUUCAUUUUUUGGGUUCGUACAGGGUCUUGAAUUCUUGAAAAAAUCUUGAAAUUUGCCCAGCAGUUUUCCAGCCCUGGAAAAGUCUGGUAAAUGGAGAUAAAGUCUGGAAAAAUGGAUUAAGUCUUGAGUUUUUUUCUUAUUUUAUUUUACUUUUGUUUAUUUCAUUGUUAAGUUAAGCUACAAAGGGUGCUUUUAACUGAAAUUUGUUUUGGUUUGGUCAAAUCGUUUUUUCAAUAUUGCACCUAAGUUUGCAGCCCAUCAUGAAAUAAAGCUUUCUUCCUGCCUUUUUUAAGGUCUCUAUCGAUCACCCAUUUUGAUAACCCUUGAGUCUGGAAAAAAAACUGUUGUUUUGGAAAAAAGUCUGGAAAACGUCUUGAUUUUUGGAUCCAAAUCCAGUCAGAACCCUGACUAACCGCGGCAGGAUUAGCUCAGUCGGUAGAGCGCUUGACUGCAGAGCGGGAGGUCGCGGGUUCGAUUCCCGGGCCGGACCAAUACUCAGGGUCUUAAACAAUAACUGAGAAAUGAAGGUACUUCCUAUGCUCUGCAGGCGGAUGGACCUUCGCGUGGCUCGGAUGACCACGUAAAAUGGCGGUCCCGUCUCCAUUAGGAGACGUAAAAUAUAGUGUCCCCAAUUAGCACUUUCGUGCUAAAUACAUUGACACUCAAAUAAAGUGCAUUUUUUUUUUUUUUUUUUUUUUAAAUAAUGUGANAUAAGCAACAACAAAUUUUUCUUUCUGAGUACUGUCCCAAGAAAUCAACUCCAGGGAAAUUCACCUACAUUAAUUUGACCUUCUCAUCGAAAAUGAAUAAAUGCACCAAAGUUUGAAAAAAAUGCAAAUUCAUUUUUUGGGUUCGUACAGGGUCUUGAAUUCUUGAAAAAAUCUUGAAAUUUGCCCAGCAGUUUUCCAGCCCUGGAAAAGUCUGGUAAAUGGAGAUAAAGUCUGGAAAAAUGGAUGAAGUCUUGAGUUUUUUUUCUUAUUUUAUUUUACUUUUAUUUAUUUCAUUGUUAAGUUAAGCUACAAAGGGUGCUUUUAACUGAAAUUUGUUUUGGUUUGGUCAAAUCGUUUUUUCAAUAUUGCACCUAAGUUUGCAGCCCAUCAUAAAAUAAAACUUUCUUCCUGCCUUUUUUAAGGUCUCUAUCGAUAACCCAUUUUGAUAACCCUUGAGUCUGGAAAAAAAACUGUUGUUUUGGAAAAAAGUCUGGAAAACGUCUUGAUUUUUGGAUCCAAAUCCAGUCAGAACCCUGAUUUUAAAAUAAUGUGAUGUUUUCGCUGCUGUUGCUGUUGUCGAUGCUAAAGCUCCCUCUUAUGGCUGAACGGGAGUGUGCUCCAUUAAUCAGGUCAAGAUGCCAUAUUCAAAUGCAUGUGGCUGCUAAUAAAUUAUAUACGCUAGAAUUAGGUUUGUUUUGGAAAUUAAUAAUCAGUAAAAUUAAUUGUUAACGAGCUGUAACAUAAUUAUUUUCAACUUUUCUUUCCAGAUUAGAUGCCCUAGAAUGUAUCAAGACUUCAUGAGCAGCCCAAAUUUAGUUAGAGGUUAUCUUCAGUUCUGUAAGUGCUGUAUAUUUUACUUUGUAAUCCAGCUCUUGAGUGAACCAGAUAAGCUUAACUGGAAGCUGUGUUUGGACAAAGUAUCAUUAAGCUAAUCCAGGGAAAGCUGUACCUAGUUCUUUCUUUUUACAAUAAUUUUUUUUAUUAUUUCGCCACCAAGUGUACCACAGCGACUGGAACUACAUAUGGAAGUUCAUCAAUCUUUCUGUUUGCAAUAAACCAGGCAAAUUAAUUCACUUUUCGCAAGCAAAUCAAAAUACAAAAAUUUAGAGAAUUCGAUGCUAAGCAACAGAUCAAAAUGAUUAUUACAACUAGCUCAACAUUAAUUUAUUUUGUACCACAUUUUGAUUUGACUUAUGGUAAUUCAGAUUAUUUGAUCCCAUGUGGAAUGUUUUCCUUAACAGUCAGGACUCAGCAGUCUAUACUGUUGGCCCGCAACUAGGCAUUGAUCAUGAAUAAUAGUGAUUUAAUCUGAUUAAAUUUGGCACUUAAAUAAGAGCAACUAAAUAAGUUUAUUCUGUCCUUCUUCCUGUUUCAACUAAAUUUUAUAGACAUAUUAGCACAAAAUUGCACUAUCAGUGUACAAACACCCCUUUUCCUGCAGGGUAAUAAUGGUUACGACAGCAGCAGAUACACCUCUAUUUUGCAUUAAUAUUUUGAUUACUAAAUUCCAGGUGAUGUACAAUUGUUGGUGAAGUGAUGACUAAUGCAAAAAUCUUCAUGGUUAUUGUUAGUUUUCUCCUGGAUUAGCAUUAACCUACUUUGUUCAACUGUGUCAUGGUUUUUUUUUGUUUAAUCAAAGCCAAGUUCUGCUGAACAUAAUCAUCAUGACCAAACUGGUACUAGUAUGGAUAUGCAAUCUACAGUGCAUGCUACCCUUUAAAUAAUUCAUUCUUACUGAGUAAAACUGAUUGACUAGUUUUGAGAUCAAGAAAUUAUUGACUGUCUGACGGAAUAACUGAUUUCACAGCAAUUAAAAGUGGCCUCAGAAAUUAGAAUUUAUUGACCCUUGUAAAUGAAAAUUAUCAUUAUUUUUUUUAUUGGACUGAUUCAGUGUUUCUCAAUGGCUGGCUAAUUGUCUCAGAAGCUGCUAAUUGUCUGACUGACUUGGUGGAGCUUGGUUUUAGUGACUCAGUGAUUGACCGACAACUUACAUGUACAUAACCACUGUCUGAAUGACUCAAGAACUAUCAAACUGAUUGACGUUAUUGAUGGAUUGAUAAUGUGGUGUGCUCACCAUUGCAAAGAAAGAAUUUUUUGUUGCUGGAUUGACUGUGUUUCUCAAUUGCUGGCUACAUGUAACUGCCUCAGAAGCUGUUAAAUGUCUGACUGACUUAGUGAAAUGCAUGAUUUAUUGACUCAGUUAUUGACUGACAUCAACUGACCUAGCGACUGUCUGAAUUGAACUGAUUGACAUUACUGCUAUACUGAUUCUUUAGCUCAGUGGUUAUUUAUUUUUGUUGGACUAGCUGUGGGUUUUGAUGGCUGGCUGAAUGCUUCUGAAGCUGUUAAUAUUGCCUGACUGACUUGGUGGAAUCAUUAAUGACUCAUUCGUUGACUGACAACUGACAUAGUGACUAUCUGAAUGACUCAGGAACUUUCAGAGUGAUUGACCUUAUUAUUAGACUGAUCAUGUGGCUCCAUGGUUAAAAGACAAAAUGAGUAGCUGCUUGUCUUUGUCAGUAACACUGUGGUUGACUGAUCAUCUGACUGGUCACUCAGUAAAACUGUUAUAAAAAUCUCACUGACAUGUUGUUGGAUGGACCCAUUGGCACAGUGGGAGACUAACUAGUGGACUUCGUGAGUGUUUGGCUGUGUUUGACUGACAUGUUGCUAAAACAACUCUAACUUACAUGUAGUGACUGACCAGCUCACUGGGUUGCUGUGUGUCUGACUGGUGUAACGCUAGACUGACUUACAGUGAGUAACAUGUACAGUAUUGAAUAACUCGUUGCCUCAGCAGUAGCUGUGCGUUUGACUGAUGUAGUACUGGACUAACUGACAGUGACUUACAUGUAUUCAUGGACUGGUUGCCUCAGCAGCAGCUGUGUGUCUGACUGAUAUAAUACUGGACUAACUGACAGUGACUUACAUGUAUUGAUUGACUGGUUGCCUCAGCAGCAGCUGUGUGUUUGACUGAUAUAUUACUGGACUAACUGACAGUGACUUGCAUGUAUUGAUUGACUGGUUGCCUCAGCAGCAGCUGUGUGUUUGACUGAUAUAAUACUGGACUAACUGACAGUGACUUACAUGUAUUGAUUGACUGGUUGCCUCAGCAGCAGCUGUGUGUUUGACUGAUAUAAUACUGGACUAACUGACAGUGACUUACAUGUAUUGAUUGACUGGUUGCCUCAGCAGCAGCUGUGUGUUUGACUGAUAUAAUACUGGACUAACUGACAGUGACUUACAUGUAUUGAUUGACUGGUUGCCUCAGCAGCAGCUGUGUGUUUGACUGAUAUAAUACUGGACUAACUGACAGUGACUUACAUGUAUUGAUUGACUGGUUGCCUCAGCAGCAGCUGUGUGUUUGACUGAUAUAAUACUGGACUAACUGACAGUGACUUACAUGUAUUGAUUGACUGGUUGCCUCAGCAGCAGCUGUGUGUUUGACUGAUAUAAUACUGGACUAACUGACAGUGACUUACAUGUAUUGAUUGACUGGUUGCCUCAGCAGCAGCUGUGUGUUUGACUGAUAUAAUACUGGACUAACUGACAGUGACUUACAUGUAUUGAUUGACUGGUUGCCUCAGCAGCAGCUGUGUGUUUGACUGAUAUAAUACUGGACUAACUGACAGUGACUUACAUGUAUUGAUUGACUGGUUGCCUCAGCAGCAGCUGUGUGUUUGACUGAUAUAAUACUGGACUAACUGACAGUGACUUACAUGUAUUGAUUGACUGGUUGCCUCAGCAGCAGCUGUGUGUUUGACUGAUAUAAUACUGGACUAACUGACAGUGACUUACAUGUAUUGAUUGACUGGUUGCCUCAGCAGCAGCUGUGUGUUUGACUGAUAUAAUACUGGACUAACUGACAGUGACUUACAUGUAUUGAUUGACUGGUUGCCUCAGCAGCAGCUGUGUGUUUGACUGAUAUAAUACUGGACUAACUGACAGUGACUUACAUGUAUUGAUUGACUGGUUGCCUCAGCAGCAGCUGUGUGUUUGACUGAUAUAAUACUGGACUAACUGACAGUGACUUACAUGUAUUGAUUGACUGGUUGCCUCAGCAGCAGCUGUGUGUUUGACUGAUAUAAUACUGGACUAACUGACAGUGACUUACAUGUAUUGAUUGACUGGUUGCCUCAGCAGCAGCUGUGUGUUUGACUGAUAUAAUACUGGACUAACUGACAGUGACUUACAUGUAUUGAUUGACUGGUUGCCUCAGCAGCAGCUGUGUGUUUGACUGAUAUAAUACUGGACUAACUGACAGUGACUUACAUGUAUUGAUUGACUGGUUGCCUCAGCAGCAGCUGUGUGUCUGACUGAUAUAAUACUGGACUAACUGACAGUGACUUACAUGUAUUGAUUGACUGAUUGCCUCAGCAGCAGCUGCGUGUCUGACUGAUGUAAUACUGGACUGACAGUGACUUACAUGUAUUGAUUGACUGAUUGCCUCAGCAGCAGCUGUGUGUCUGACUGAUAUAAUACUGGACUAACUGACAGUGACUUACAUCUAUUGAUUGACUGAUUGCCUCAGCAGCAGUUGUGUGUCUGACUGAUAUAAUACUGGACUAACUGACAGUGACUUACAUGUAUUGAUUGACUGAUUGCCUCAGCAGCAGCUGUGUGUUUGACUGAUAUAUUACUGGACUAACUGACAGUGACUUACAUGUAUUGAUUGCCUGAUUGCCUCAGCAGCAGCUGUGUGUUUGACUGAUGUAAUACUGGACUAACUAACAGUGACUUACAUGUAUUGAUUGACAGUGAACGGACAGUGACUUACGAGGGCGGAUCAGGAAGUUCUUUCACCAAGAAAAGUGUUAGGUUCUCCAUGCAACAAUGGUUCUUCAUUCUUAUUUUAAUCUUUAGACCUCAUUAACAGCUAAUUGUUGUGGAAUUUGCCAGGUCCUGUUAUUUACACGCUGAUUUGGUUAUGACAUGGAGCCUUCAAGGGAGUAUAUUAGUUUCUACAUUUACACUCGUUAUAAAUUAGGUUUCCGAGCAAGGCCUGUCCAUGAAGAGCUUGUGACGGUUUAUAGGGACCUUCCAACUUCUUUUCGCACAGUUGCCAGAUGGAAUCAGCAUUUCAGUGGUGGCAGAGAGAGCGUUAAAGAUGAAGCACGUGCUGGGAGGCCACGGACGUCUGUGACCGACAGUUCUGUGGAGAGAGCCGAAGUAUUAAUAGUAGAAGACUCCAACUAUAACACUCAGAUUCUUAGCUUUGGGGCUUGGUGUAAGCUACGGAAGUGCACAUGCUAUCGUCCAUGA